UAAUUCCAACUAUUUAGUCAUUAUCGUUAAUCUUAAGGAGCCUUAGUAUUUUUUGAUUUAACAGAUCUUUAUACCUAUGAAAAUAUAUAAAAUUGGCUAAAAGGUACAUAAUUAUGAAAAAAUAACAAAAAAGAUAUACAAAAUUAUGCUGAUGAUUCCGUAGCUAUAAUAAUUGUUGGUAAUAAAUUGGAUCUUGUGAAUGAAGUUUAGAAUCUUCGUUGUAUUUCUUAAGAAAAAGUGUAAUAGAUGUGUAAAGACUAAAAUUUACAAUAUGCAGAAAUAUCAACUAAGACUGGAGAAGGAAUAAAUGAAUUAAUUGAAUUACUAGUUAAGACUUUGUAGACAAGAAAAAUUUAGAAUGUACAAUAAUAAGAAAGACAAAGAUAAAAUUGUUGUCAUUGAGAAUUCUUGA
Molecule: messenger RNA, 412 nt
Organism: Paramecium primaurelia
Lineage: Eukaryota; Ciliophora; Oligohymenophorea; Peniculida; Parameciidae
Source: the annotation of a GenBank genome assembly